This is a messenger RNA of Pipistrellus kuhlii (Kuhl's pipistrelle), 1833 nucleotides long. RefSeq names its product butyrophilin subfamily 2 member A2-like. Bases 274 to 1833 code for a protein of 519 amino acids. Gene Ontology annotation, molecular function: signaling receptor binding. NCBI's taxonomy places the organism in Eukaryota, Metazoa, Chordata, Mammalia, Chiroptera, Vespertilionidae. The record is from RefSeq and is a predicted model, not a curated record. Gene Ontology annotation, biological process: regulation of cytokine production; T cell receptor signaling pathway. Gene Ontology annotation, cellular component: external side of plasma membrane. The transcript is spliced from 7 exons.
CUGUGAAAACCGAGCUCAGGCUGAGAGUGAGCCAGCGGGGACGGAGGUUCACUGGCUCAGGCCAUGGAACGUUCGGAGUCUGUCUGUGGGGAGGACCCUGAACCCUGAACCAGAGAGGAAGGGGUGCCCAGGACACAGGUGGGGGCUCUGAUGGCACCAACACAAGCCACAGGACGUUUGCUGAUGAGGACUGCGGUGCCAGGCCUCUGCCCACUCCCCAGGUCUGCGUCCCGACCUGCACCCCCGCCUCCCCAGUGACUGGUCCUGGGCGCCAUGGAGUCUGCAGCUUCCCUGCGUGUCUCCCUGCCAGACCCCCUGCUCUUCUUCCCCCUCCUUGGCCUCCAAGGCCUGUCUGCACUGGUCUCAGCCCAGUUCACGGUCGUGGGGCCCGAGGAGCCCAUCCUGGCCCUGGUGGGGGAGCGCGCCGUGCUCCGCUGCCGCCUGUCGCCGGAGAAGAGCGCCGAGGACAUGGAAGUGCGGUGGUGCCGGGGCCGGCUCUCCCCGGCCGUGCUGGUGUACGUGGACGGGCGCGAGCGGCCGGAGGAGCAGAUGGCUCAGUACCGCGGACGGACCACCUUUGUGAGAGAGGACAUCGGCCAGGGGAGGGUGGCCCUCGUCAUUCACAACGUCACAGCCCACGACGACGGCGCCUACCACUGCUACUUCCAGCGAGGCCGGUCCUACGACCAGGCCGCCGUGCGCCUGGUGGUGGCAGGCCUGGGCUCCACGCCCCUCAUCGAGAUUCAGGACCACGAGGAGGGGGGCAUCCGGCUGGAAUGCACGUCGGAAGGCUGGUACCCCGAGCCGCAUGCCGUGUGGAGGGACCCGUACGGCGAGGUCACGCCCGCCCUGGAGGAGGCUUACGCCCAGGACGCUGACGGCCUCUUCAGGGUCACCCUGGCCGUGAUUGUCACGGACAGCUCCGUGAGGAACAUGUCCUGCUCCGUCAACAACACGCUGCUGGGCCAGGAGAAGGACUCUGUGAUCUUCAUUCCAGAACCCUUGAUCCCCAGCUCGUCCCCCUUCCCCUGGAUGGGGGCCCUGGCUGUGGUCCUGCCUGCUCUGCUCCUCUUCAUCAUCAUCCUCAGCAGCAUCUGUCUCGCCAGGAAAGUCCGCAGGAGAAAAGAAGCUCUAGCCCUGGAAAAAGAUCUUAAAAAUAAAGAGAAAGAAAUGGCACAGCAACUUCAAGAAGAAUUGCGAUGGAGAAGAGGCCUCCUGCACGCAGCCGACGUGGUGCUGGACCCGGACACGGCGCACCCGGAGCUGUUCCUGUCGGCGGACCGGCGCAGCGUGCGGCGGGGCCCGGGGCGGCAGCGCCUGCCCGACUCCCCCACCCGGUUCGACUGCCGGCCGUGCGUGCUGGGCGCGCCGCGCCUGGGCCCCGGGCGGCACUGCUGGGAGGUGGACGUGGGGGACGUGCGCGCCUGGUCCGUGGGCGUGUGCGCCGAGGCCGCGGCGCGGCGCGGAGCUGCGCCGCUGGCCCCGCAGCACGGCUUCUGGGCGCUCGAGAGCUUCGAGGGCCGCUGCCGGGCGCUGGCCUCGCCGGAGUGCGUGCUGCCCGUGCGGCAGCGCCUCCGCCGCGUGGCCGUGUUCCUGGACCACGAGGCCGGCGACGUGACCUUCUACGACGCGCGGGACCGCUCGCACCUCUACAGCUGCCCGCGCGCGCCCUUCGCGGGGCCGCUGCGGCCCUUCGUCCGGGUGGCCUCGGACGACGGUGCCCUGGCUGUCUGCCCCGCGUUCACGGGCUCGCGGGGCCUGCCGGUGCCGGAGGGCGGCCUGGUGCUCCACCGGCCGGGGACCCCGCGCAGCCAGGAGGUCCUGGGAGAGUAG